This is a messenger RNA of Anthonomus grandis grandis, 2857 nucleotides long. RefSeq lists its product as uncharacterized. NCBI's taxonomy places the organism in Eukaryota, Metazoa, Arthropoda, Insecta, Coleoptera, Curculionidae. The transcript is spliced from 12 exons. Bases 102 to 2822 code for a protein of 906 amino acids. The record is from RefSeq and is a predicted model, not a curated record.
GACAAAACUGCCUUCUAAAACCAGUUUGACGUGAUGACUGUAAAAUUGUAGCGCACUAAUUUCUUCAACAUCUUAGGGUGGGAAAGCCAAAUUAUUUUAACAUGCCAGAAUACACCUUCGAACUAGAAAGAACCCCGUACUAUAACAGCCGUCGCGACUUAUUAAGGUCGAUCCUAGCGCCGAAAUUGUCCGAUGCCAAGAGGAAUUUGGGCGAUACUUUGGCCAAAGUGGUUUUUGACCAAUGCGAAGACGCUUUACGCGAAGAUUUCGGCCUGAAGACGCCGUUACAUGGACCCGGAAACGUCCUGUGGGUGUCUCCCAGUGAUCUUCUGAUCGGAAAAGUUGCACUUAAGCCACCGUUCACCCCGAAAUGUUUGCAAGCCUUGACCCAUAAAGGGAUUUUGGAAAUUGGUGAAGGCUUGGAAAAGAAAUUCAAAGAGGACAUGGAAAGUGAUAAACAGAAAGCCCUGGACAAGUACAAAGCAGAACUGCUCGCCACAAUUGAAGACAGAAUGAAAUCCGAAAUUAAGGAUGUCGAGAUAAGGGAACGCCUGGCUUGCCACAUCGAAAUGGAGAAGAAGCAGGAAGAGUUUGGGGUUACCCUUAAAGAAGAAUUAAAUAAACUGGAAAUAAGAAUACGCGAGCAAUAUGAGCAAAUACUAGCGGACCAGAAUCAUCAGUUAAGCACGAAAUGGGAAGAGAAGGUGCAAAAGGAAGUAGAAAAAACGGUGGACAUGAUGACCAAACAGUACCAAGAAAAAUUAGCUGAGCAAGAGGAGAGACUGUCUUAUGCAUUCACUUUGGAAAUAAAGAAAGAACAAGUUCUAAGAGACCACGAAGCGAAACUAAGCAAACGAAAAAUGCACGACACGUUGCGGCAAUUAAAACACCACCUGGAAUGUACGAACUUGGUGAACAUGAUGUACAUUUUGGCCACCGAACGUCAGAAGUGUUGCGACCAGAAGCAACUGAUCGAAGAUUAUUACAAAGCGGAAAUUAAAAAGCUGGAGAACCGUCUUAAGGAGAAAAACCUGGCAAUACAGGGCCUCAAAGAGGAAAAACAAAAGCAGAUAAAAGAAGUGAACAUUAGGGAGAUUUGCUUGUUGGAGGUCAUAAAGCAGUUCCAAAAGUUCAUUAAUUUCGCCUUCAAGUCUGCUCCCACACAGGCGGAAUUUUUGCUUUCGGUGGAGAAAAUGAUGGUGUUCGAGUUGGCUAAGGAAGUUUCCACAACACCUGUUCCCAAAGUCAAAGAAUCAGCAAUAGUGCCGUGGCUGCAUGAUGGUACAUCAGCUCAAUCUGUGUCAUCUGCAGAAGUCUCUUCUCUGGACAUCAAAGACAACCAUGACUGCUUAAACGAACUAAAUCCGCCUCUGAAGCUGCAGUUAGACGAAAGCGAUGCACUUCCAGCGAUAUAUUUUAAAAAGAAAACGUACAUCAGGGAAGAUUUCCGGGAUAUGUUGGACGUUGGCGUACCGAUGACGCCUAGCAACGAUCUCUGGAAUAAAGACGUCGAGAUUUUGAUGGAUAAAUGGGCAGAUAUGGUGAAGGAUGACAAGAAACCUGCCGAACGCAGAUCUAGAAUGGCAUCCGAUGAUACCCAUGUCGAUUUAUAUGAAGCUGAUAAGACAGAUUCCGUUUCGGAAUACAUUAUUCCCGAGAGACGAAAAUCGAACAAAUCUGUGGUGCAAUUUGUUAAUAAAGAGGUUAAAAGUGAGGAACCGGAGAAUCCGUCGCGAAGACUUUCGGUAGACUCAAAACGGACCUCACGUAGGAGCUCCAUAAAGCCUACUGCCUAUUUUUUCGUUCCUCCUGAGGGGACCCCUGUACAAGAAAUAAUGGUGGACAAGGGCCUGAAGCCAGUCUCUUCCAUGCUUUUAGCGGCAAAGGAUUCACUUGAACUACUUAAGGAGAACAAAAGAAAAAGUGCUGUAAUAACCACCCCUUCGAUUGAUAAUUCUUAUGUUAAUUCUUCUAUUCAUUCAAAAGAAGUUGUACAUCCACUUGAUGAGCUUCCAGUACUUAAAUCAAGCAUCAAAUCAGAAAGUUACCAAAAAGAAUUAGUGGUGGAAACAAAAGACUCCCUCCUAAUGCGUAUGACCAAAAUGGUAAAGACCCAAUCCUCCCGGGAGUUUUUGACCACACCCAAGGAUUCCAUUGAAUUAAAGAAGCAAAGUUUCCAAUCAAACGAGCUGAAGAAGCGCGGUUCCAAGUUGAUAACCGCCAAAAAUUCCAUAGAACUCCUGAAGGAGUCCUUGCAUAAAUUAUCAGUCCCUUCAAGUUUGUGUCAAAAAAGGGAUAAAGAGGAAUCUGGAGAUCAUAUGAAGAGGGCACAGUCCACAAGUUUUGCUGGAACAUGCUGUGAAAAAUGUAAACAUUUAAAAGAACUGGAACAAAUCGAUGCAUUAUCGAGCAGAUCAAGUGAUCAAGCUCACAACGGCCUAAUGACAGAGGCAGAUGAGAAAUCCGUGAAAAUUUCCUGCAUCCAAGUGAUCAAUUUGGAUCAAGCUGCCACUUCUCAGUCAGUCGUUUCUUUUAACGCUGAACCCAUAUAUUUAAGAGAGGAAAAGUUGCCCAGUGUGUGUAGCAGUAACACUGCGAGAGCCAGUGGUAAAACUACUGGCAGAUCAAAGGGAGUUAGAGGGAAGCGACCCCAAGUGGUAAAACAGAAAUCACUUUAUCACUGUGAGGUGGUCGGGGAUAAGGAUGCAAUGCAAGGAGACGAGAGCAGUUAUGAGUUUACAACAAACCGAAUUCACUCUUUAAUUAAGUUGAUGAGCGAUCAACCGGAUUUGAUGAGGCUGUUUACAGCUGGAUGUAGAUAGUGUCGAAUAAAGAUUUAAUGGGGAGUAAAAGAUAA